AAAACACCUCGUCAUCCCGGACCCCGCCUGCACCUGCCCGCCCGCCGCCUCAGGUUCCAGCGGAGGACGGGGCCCGCCCGCCGCCCGCCAGGCCCCCGCGACCCAGCCCAGCCCACCCGGGACGGCUGCGCCCCUCGGAGCCUCCCACCGCGCCCCGCCUCCUGCCCCCGGGCUGGCCGCAGUGCGGGACGCUGCGGGGACCCGGGAGCUCCCAGGACGGGGCCUCCGACCCUCCGCGCGCCCCGCGCACAGACCCGCCGCCCCGGGGGCGGAGCCGGCAGCCCCGCAGGUUUUUGUGCGGGACGAACGUCCCGGCCGCCUCCCGCUUCCUUCGGUGCGCGCGGUGCCACCCGCGAAAACAGCACGUUCACGGUGGGGUCCGCUGUGAACACCGGGCAGUUCCUGAAACUCGGCGGCUUCCCGUAAACAGGCUCCUUCCUCAGCUGGGACGCGGGUCCCUGUCGGGUCCGCUUCUCCUCCCGGGCCCCUCCCUCCCGCCUCUUUCAUUUUCCCGGGACUCCUAGAGGAGCGCGUCCAGGAGCGGACCAGGGAGUGUCCCAAGAGCCACCGAUGAGGACCAGGGGCCCCUGAGGCUGCUCAAGUCCCGCCAGCCAUGCAGACCUGCCCCCCGGAGUUCCCCAGCGCCCUCGGGGUCCUCCUGCUCCUGGCUGCCUCCUCGAGUGCUCAGAAUGAAGGCUGGGACCACCCCACCUGCACGGAGGGCGUGGUCUCCGUGUCUCCGGGCAAACACGUGGCGAUGUCCUGCAACAUCUCCAACACCCUGUCCCGCGUCACCGUCACGCUGUUCCGCCUCAGGGAGAACAAGACCAUCUUCCAGGACGCGUCCCAAGGCCGCUUCUCCCGGGGCGACUGGCAGCUCUGGGUUCAGGGAGGCGUGGCCCAGCUGCUCAUCGAAGGUGUCCGGGACUCCCACGCCGGGCUGUACAUGUGGCACCUCAGGGGACGCCAGAGAAAUAACAGAUACAUCACACUGGAGGUGUCAGAGCCCGAGGGCCUGAAGGGCGGUGACAGUACGCAGCUCCCGGAACCUGGCACACUGAGGGCAGCCCACCUGUCCGUCUCUGAACUGUCCCCUUCAGGCUCAGAGGUACCGUCUGUCCCCAGCGCUGCGUCCAGGCCUGUGCCGGGGGUGGUCGCUGCUGUCUCCAUCCUCACAGUUACUGUGGUCAUGCUCACUUGCUACAUGUGCCACCGUUUCCGGCAACGCCAGGAGGCGAAGUUCUGAGCCCCCAGAGCGAGAACCCAGCAGGGUCUGAGUAGGACCCCUCCCAGCCCCCAAGCCCACCCCGAGGCCGCCAGCACCGGUGGUCAAACCCUCAGCACGUGGAACACUGGGGCUGAUGUCCGCCAACCCUCGUCUUCAGAUGCCACAGACCCCAACCACCUGCCUGGCACAGAGCGCGCAGGAGGGCCGGCCCCAAGCGCUGACCUUGGGUGGUGGGGCCUGGGUCUCUCGUCCCACCGGAGGGCAGGGACACUGGCUUGCUUGGGAGGGCCUGGGAGAGCAGGCGGCAGCCUGGGCCUCUGUGUCUCCCACUCCGGGGUGGGUGCAGACCCUUCCCCUCCACCCCCCAGGUCUUCCAAGCUCUGCUUCCUCAGUUUCCAAAAUGAGACCACCUCACCACUGCCGUGCCCGACCUGCCAGGACCCAUGCCCCUCCCUCCGCCCUCAGCAAACCCGCAGACCCAGGCUGCCUCCCGCUGCCCUAGGCUGAGUCUAGCCCUGAGUUCGGGUCUUCGCUCUCCACUCCCUGAGCUGCCCCCAAGCGAGGCGGCCGCUGCUGGAACCACGGGGAUACUCCAGUUCAGGGCUCUGGGGGGCUUUGGCCACAUACCUGUCCCUCGCCUAUGAGAAUGGCAGGUUUGGGGGCCCCUCCCUCGGGAGCCCCGGGGGCCAAGGUCGGGUGGGGUGUUAGAGGCUGGGAUGGUGCCUGGCCCCCCACCAGGGGGCAGCGCAGGCCGGGCCGGGAGGAGGCGGUGGCGGCUCGGGCUCAGGCCCGGGCUGGUGAGUCCGGCGCUGCCCUCCGGGGCUGCACGUGCGUCCCUCCGUCCCUCGGCCGCCUGCGGCCGCCCCCUCCUGGCCACCCCACCUGCCGGACGUCCUUGGACCCAGGUCUGUGGGUGCUUUCUGCCACUGCGGCGGAGCCUUUGAUGUCUUCUUGGUGAAGCAACUCCCGGAAUCCCCCUUCACUUUUCUGAAAAGGUUCUGUGACUCGAGUCUUCGAAAUAAAGAAAACAGAAGGACUCACAAACAUCCAAGCAGCCGGGAAAUGCAAUUUUUAAAAUGAAAAACAAAAAUCUAAAAGAAACGUCUUUAGUGCUUUAAGCCCCCAAACGUCCCUAAGGCGUCCUAAAGAUGAAGACUCAGGGAGCCCUCACUGCAGUGAAGUGGGCAGGGGCACAGCGGUGCCCGGCGGCCGUGGCCUCGCAGAGCCAGCCACCCCGAG
Messenger RNA from Saimiri boliviensis boliviensis (Bolivian squirrel monkey), 2467 nucleotides. The record is from RefSeq and is a predicted model, not a curated record. Lineage: Eukaryota; Metazoa; Chordata; Mammalia; Primates; Cebidae.